AUCCACGCCACGAUACAGCCAACAACACACGCACGCACGCACGCUUCCACCACAACAGCAGCACGCACAAGCACAACACCAACCAGGCAAGAUGAGCGAGGCAAAGCCGGCAGGGCCGAAGAACACGACAACGGACAAGGGCCAGUGCGCCAACACAACGUGCACCACAGAGAGCACAAAGCGGUGUGCAAGAUGUAAGGUGGUGUUCUACUGUUCACGGGAGUGCCAGCGCGCGCAUUGGCCCAAGCACAAGGCGGACUGCCGCCUGUUCAGCCAGCUGCCGGAGAAGCCCAACGUGAACGAGGAAGAAGAGGUCGUCAAGACACACCACCGCGAGUUCCGGCGUAUCGUGCACAAGUACGGUUUGGACAAGGGCGACAAGGCAGACCUGCUGGCAGACUUUCUCACAGACAGCUCACAGAACAAGAGCAUCAGCCCGGAUGCGCUGGCGGAGAAGUUUGACAUUCCACGUGGCGACGCGUCAACGCUUCUGGCAUGGGUCGACGUUGCCCUCAGAUUUAAGGAAGCGAACCUCGACAAGCCGCAGGACAAGCAAUAGGCACGACCACUUGAAACAAGCCUGCCUCAGGCCAAUUCUGUUUGCCCUCCGUCAAGUGAUAGAUGCCCUUGUUACACAUUCGGCUUUUAUGUGUGUGUGUGUGUGUGUGUGUGUGCAGGUGUGUACAGGUGUGUACAGGUGUGCGAGCUCAUGGAUCAUUGCGGUCAUGUGAACUGACUGAUAGACCCCUCCCUCGUCAUCCCCGCUGUAUUCACUCCCCCUUGUCUCUUCCCUGUCCCUCCUUGCUUGUCUUGCCGCCCCGUUGGCGUGUGUAUUGAGUGGGCUGUACGUUGGUUUGGGGCAUAAGCAAAAGCCGCCCGCCUACCCGCGUGUGCGUGUGCAUAGACGUUCGCGAGAAGAGCAGGUGGCAAAACGACCACAACAACAACAGACAGAGAGGGGGAGGGGGCGAGGAAAAAGGGGCGCUUGUAUGUGCAAACGUACGGCCAGUACACGGUUGGGAGAGGAUAAUAAACGUCAGCGCGCAUGCUACAAC
Messenger RNA from Salpingoeca rosetta, 1055 nucleotides. RefSeq lists its product as uncharacterized. NCBI's taxonomy places the organism in Eukaryota, Choanoflagellata, Craspedida, Salpingoecidae. The record is from RefSeq and is a predicted model, not a curated record. The coding region runs from base 92 to 559 and encodes 155 amino acids. The transcript has 2 exons.